Molecule: messenger RNA, 528 nt
Organism: Hyla sarda
Lineage: Eukaryota; Metazoa; Chordata; Amphibia; Anura; Hylidae
Product: gamma-crystallin 1-like
Exons: 3
Coding region: 1-528 (175 amino acids)
Biological process (GO): lens development in camera-type eye; visual perception
Molecular function (GO): structural constituent of eye lens
Source: RefSeq, a predicted model, not a curated record
AUGGGAAAGAUAAUCUUCUACGAAGACAAGAACUUCCAGGGCCGCUCCUAUGAGUGCAGCUCUGACUGCUCUGAACUGUCCUCAUAUUUCAGUCAUUGUAACUCCAUCCGAGUGGAGAGUGGAAACUGGAUUCUCUAUGAGCAAUCUAACUACAAGGGAUAUCAGUAUUAUCUGAGGAGAGGAGAGUAUCCUGAUUUCCAGCAAUGGUUGGGAUUUAAUGACUCCAUUAGAUCUUGUCAUCUAACCACUCAGCAUCGAGGUCCUUUCAUCAUUAAGGUUUAUGAGAAAGAAGAUUUCAGAGGUCAAAUGAUGGAGUUCACUGAAGACUGUCAGUGUGUCUAUGAGAAGUUUCAUUACCAUGAUAUCCACUCCUGCAAUGUUCUUGAUGGCCACUGGAUGUUCUAUGAGGAGCCCAAUUACAAGGGACGUCAAUAUUACCUGAGACCUGGAGAGUACAGGAGUUAUACCAAGUGGGGAGCCAAUAGCUCAAGAGUAGGAUCAUUCAGACGUGUCCAGCAUCUGUAUUAA